UUCAACCAAGGGCGACCCGCCCGCGAUGGCCAUACUGACACCGGCCCUGGCCCAUGCGAGAGCCGCGCAUGAUGAAGCACGACGCAUCUCGGCAGAGUUGCGCGUGGAAUUCGAAGCCCUGUCUCGCGGAGUAGAGCCAGGGGUCGAGCUAGACGAGGAGGAAGGAGAGCCAGAUCCUAAGGCGGCCCAUCGAUUGGCAUUGUUAAGGAUUGAGCUGUUCUUGAAGGAGAAGGAGGCGCUUCGAUUGGAGCGUGAUGUCAUUGCUGAAGAGCGGGAUGCUGGCAUACUACAUCCCAAGGCAGCUGGCAAACGCAUGGGUGACUUGAACCAGCGCUAUCUAUCUGCCGGAGACGGCCUAUGGAGGUAUCAAAGAAAGGAGAUACGCUCCGACGACACCGGAAUGAUAUGGUUGCUAGACCCACGUUUGAAUAUUGUUUCUGAACGUCUUUGGGAGUUGUAUAGGAAGUACGAUGGGUCCGACGAGCCAGCAAAACGGACCGGAACUUGGGGCAGGGAUGCUAAGAACUGGUACGCAGCCACUGGCGACCACCAUGGGAUGCAAGGGCGAGAUGCCGUUUGGUGUCAUGUAAGCGGCAAAUGGUAUCACAAAGAAGACGUCAAAGCUGCACACAUCGUACCCUUUUUCCUCGAUGGCACGGAAAUCGGCGAGAUACUGUUUGGCAGUAUGGGGGGGUUGCUUGGGCGAGAAGGGAAUGCACUUCUCAUGUUGAAGCAUAUUAAGAUCUGGUUCGACACCUAUCACCUUGUCAUCGUCCCUGUCGAUGCCAACGAAACGCCCAUCACACGAUGGCGCAUAGAGCUGCUGUCCCCCAACCUCAGAAAAUGCGUUUAUCACCGCGGACAUACUCUUGGUGAGCUCGAUGGAAAGGAACUAGUGUUUCUCAACGGCAAGCGUCCGGUCUUACGCUUUGUCUACUUCCAUUUCAUUAUGGCGCUGAUCUGCAUCAAGGAUCUCAAACGGGAAGGUUGGGAGGAUGUCUGGGCUCGAUACUACACGCGAUGUCCUUUCCCAACACCAGGACCUUGCAUGCGGAAGAGCGUGCUCCUUGCCCUUGCUAUCCAUUUCGGGGCCGCCGAUUUGCGAGUGGUGGAAUCCUGGGUCGGAGACAACGGCUUGGAAUCACCAUUGAAGCUGGCCGAGGAGGAGACUACGAAAGCGGCCCACAGAGUGCAUUCGGCAGUCAAAGCCGCCUAUGAUCGCGCGGAACAUCCGGAAGCCUCAGAUCAAGAGAACUCUGAGGGCAGAUCGGAGGACGACCCUGAAGAAUAACUCAGAUGAGAGCUGUGAGAAGCUGGGAGGAAUCGAACGAGCUUCUAAUGUGAGAAUACGUGUACGCUUAUUAGUAGAAUAGUAAAAGGACAACAGCAGGUCUAGCCAAACCAGCCAAGCAGUGUCGAGUCCAG
Molecule: messenger RNA, 1425 nt
Organism: Durotheca rogersii
Lineage: Eukaryota; Fungi; Ascomycota; Sordariomycetes; Xylariales; Xylariaceae
Exons: 1
Coding region: 26-1291 (421 amino acids)
Source: RefSeq, a predicted model, not a curated record